Paramecium tetraurelia is the source of this 1071-nucleotide messenger RNA. RefSeq lists its product as uncharacterized. The record is from RefSeq and is a predicted model, not a curated record. The transcript has a single exon. NCBI's taxonomy places the organism in Eukaryota, Ciliophora, Oligohymenophorea, Peniculida, Parameciidae.
AUGAAUACGGUUUGCCAACAGAAAACUGCCACUCCUUGUAGGUUUGAAACUACACAAUCGUAUCUUCUUGAAUAAUCACCUAAAAUAUAAUAUAGAAGAGUGAAUUCUCCAGGUUUACCUGAUUGCUCUUUUAGAAGGAGUCAUAAAUCAUCAGUUGAUAAGCGAAAUUACAUGACUUUAGGUUAAAUGGAUAUCUAAUAAUUGUUGAAACCUACACGAUCACUUGAGGAAAGUCCUGAACAAAAGUUGAAACCUUAUUAUGUGAAAGGAGAGGACAUCAUCGAUCAUCAUUAGCAAUCAUUCAAUCCAUAAUAAUAUAUGAGUAUAAAGGAGGAUAAGGAAAUUUAAGUUGAAGAGUAACCAUUUGAAUCUCCACCAAAAAUGGAAGUGUUUUCAAAACCUUAAUUAAGAAAGGAAAUGAAAAUGGUGGAUAAAAUUGAGAGUGACAAGGUUAGUCUUGAGAUAUUCAUGUCUGAAUAGGACGAGAACUCUCUUAUUUUUACAGGUAUAACCAAGAAAUUGGUGCCAUCUCCUGAAGAAAAUAAAUAAAUCUUAAUGCAGAAUUUACAAUAAUUAUUUACAUCGAUUGACAAAAGUGCUAACUAAAAUAAAUUCUAAAAUUACAUAAAGAUGGAAUCCUUAGAGUAAUCUGUUUUCCAUCAGCAUUUGAAUAAAUCAACUUAACAAGAUUUUCUCUCUGUCUCAUCUGCACAAUCUAUCAAAUAAUAAAAAUGCUCUUCUUAAACUAAUUUCAGAAGAAAUUCAGCUGUUGCACCAAAAUAACCAUCAAAAUGGAAUAAUUCAACCAAAGCUGAUAAAAUGAAAAACAAUUGUUUUUCUACUAAAUAAUCAAAAAGUCCCUUUUUAAAAGCUUAAAAUUAAAAAAUGUCUAUUAGUAAGCCCAAGUUAUAGCAAAUAAAUCUUAAUAUCUAGUCUCCUCAAAAAAUGCAGCUCCAUAAAAACUAACAACAAGCUUAAUAGAAUAGAUCAACUGUACAGAAAGUAAGAUCUUUUCAUAUAACUCCUGAAAAAAUAGAUGAUUGCAUUUACGAUGAAAGAUUUUAUAAAUGA